GGGAUCGAAGUUCUGAUUACCAUGCUUUGCUCAGAAGCUAGAUUCUAUUCUAAGAUAGACUGAGGACAUUUGCCUUGCUACCUAUUAUGUAUAUAUACUUACGAAAUUUUAUUAGUGUAUAUUUACGGUCAAGCUGAAACUCUCUCAUUAUGUUUCGGGUUUUUCAAUUCUGUGAAACUUGUACGAGACUUUGGAAUGGUGCAAAUAUGAUGUCAGUUCGACUUGCCUCUGGUGACGUUCCCCGUUCAUUCCGUGUUGCUGUGCUGAGCAAUGGCGGUAAAGGAACAAGUAAAAGUCUAGCUGUUAUCGCUGAUAGACAAUCAAAAUUCUCCAAAUAUGCAGACAGAUUUCUCAUUAAUUACAGUGAUUCAGCUCAAAGAAAUUGGCAAAAACUAUGUACAGGUUUCGUAAAAGGACAUAUGGAUUUACAUGUCCUAACAACAAACAAUUCAUGUGAAAACACAGGUGGAAUAUGCAUGCUAGCAACAGAUUAUAAUUGGAAAAAUUAUCCAUGUCAUGAUGGCAGAACUCCAUUGACUGUGUAUUCCCCACCAGGAUUAGUGGACAUAUUUAAGCAUAGAACUGAAAUUGUGAGGGGCAUGAUGAAUGGACAUAUAAGAUUUACAAAUUCUGUACAGAUUGACAACACCAUGUGUAAAGUUCGCAACAUUGUCCUAAAGAAAUCUGGCGAUAAAAAGGAGUAUUCCCCCACUGAUGUUUACUCUUAUGUAUUUGAGAUGCCGGCUUAUGAUGAGACCAAUCUUCGUGUACAUAACAAUGCAGUGAAGCAAGAUGGAGAAGAUAACAGGUGUGAUGAUGUGAGUGAAGAUCAUGCUGUAUCUGAUAUACAGGCUGGCGACAGACUUAGGAGAGAUGCCAUUCUUGUGAUUGAUUGUCCGAGUGAAGACUAUUUGACAAGUGUAAUAAAGAACCGCCAAUUUCAAAAGUACCAGAGGGGUGGCAGUGUACAAGCCUGUAUGGUGGUCCAUAUGUCCACCAGUCACAUUCUGAAUAGCAGAAGAUAUCGCCAGUUCAUGAAGAGAUUUGGGGAAGAGACACAGCACCUUCUCCUGCAUGAAAAAUGUCAGACCAAUGUUUCUCCACUUGUAUACAAUUUAAACAAAGUGUUCAGCCAUUUAAAUAAAGAUAUUUUUCCUAAAUUGGAGAAAGUCCCGGAUCCAGAUUUAUCUCCGAAGGUGGUAAAUGCAGCUAACUACAUGGAAUUUUUCUACUCUCCGGGAAAUGCACAUUUAAGGAUGAAUGAAGAGAUGCAGAAGUAUGAAUGGGGAGAUGAGAAACUGGAAUCUGUACCAGAUCUUGAUGCCAAAUUACAAUAUAUAAAUAAAAUGUCUCGCAUAGCAAAAACUGAUCCCCGGGCUUAUCCACAGGUCAUCUUUCUUGGAACUGGUGGUGCCAGCAUUACUAAAAAUCGAAAUCAGCCUUGCAUUGUUGUAAAAGUCAGCGAGGAGACCUCAUUUAUAAUGGACUGUGGUGGGGGCUCCUAUGACCAGAUGGCUCACUUUUUUAAUAAAGAUCUCGAAACGGAGCUGGCUAAAGUGAAAAUGAUCUUCAUUUCUCAUCUUCACUUGGAUCAUCAUGCAGGUUUACAACAUGUACUGAAGAAAUGCUACGAGGCAAGGAAAGCCCAUGGCAUGUUGACGCAACCUUUAUAUUUGAUGGCUUGCAGGAAGUUGCCAGCUUUCUAUCUUCAAUCUGUGCCAGAAUUUUACAACCUAAAGGAGUAUUACACAUUCAUAGACUAUUUCAAUCCUGAAACAUUCAGCCCAGUACUGGAAGCUCUGGGAUUAAAAUUUCUAAGCUGUGAUGAUGUCAUCCAUUGUCCAUAUUCCUGCGGUAUUGUCAUCAAGCAUGAAAAAGGAUGGAGCCUUGCCUACACUGGAGAUGUUUAUGAACUAACAGAGGCCUUUAUCAAAAGUGCUAAGAAGUGUGAUCUUUUGAUUCAUGAAGCAUCAUAUGAGGAUCAGAUGUCAAGGAAAAGGAACAUCAAUAAGCACAGCUGCCAAAGUAAUGCUAUACUGAAUGGUCAGAAAAUAGAGGCCGAGUUCACAGUGCUAUCACACCUGUGUCGCAGCAGUGGAGGAAUUUCAACUGAGAUACUACCUAGAAAAUCCAAAUUCUUCACUGACAAAAAUUUCUUUGCCCAUGACUUUACAAAGAUAAAUUUAACUCAUCGUCCCAUUUUACAUUUGUAUAAUGACUUGAUUUAUGAUAUCUUUGGAGAAAAGGAAUUGAUUGAAAAGGAAAAAGUUCUUGAAAAGUACAACACAAGGAGAAAAAAUUUCAUGUUUGAUUACGGAGUUUAAUUCAGAAAAUUUCUACUGUACCUAUGACAAUGAAAUUGUAGACAUGCUGAUGUAAGCAACAAGUGUUUUUAUUUACAUUGUAUGCUAUCAUCUUACGUGUAUUUGCUGAUAUUUUGUCUCGAGAUAAUUACAGAGGAACCAAAAAACUUAAAAUUUGAGAAGGGACCAGUAAACAUGUAGAGGGUGUCGUAUGAAAUUUUAUAAACAUUGUCAUCAGAUGAAUAUUCUUGGAGCCUGGUUCAUACAGGUCGGAGAAUGCAAUGUCUGUUGGAAACAGCAGGAUCGGAUGUGCCAGUAGUUCAUUGUACGUCACAUCUGUUAAUUGUGUUACUAUAUUUAUGCUUCAAUAAAACUGCUACAACACUA
Ostrea edulis (European flat oyster) is the source of this 2690-nucleotide messenger RNA. RefSeq names its product zinc phosphodiesterase ELAC protein 2-like. The transcript has 21 exons. The record is from RefSeq and is a predicted model, not a curated record. The coding region runs from base 150 to 2324 and encodes 724 amino acids. Gene Ontology annotation, biological process: mitochondrial tRNA 3'-end processing. Gene Ontology annotation, cellular component: mitochondrion. Lineage: Eukaryota; Metazoa; Mollusca; Bivalvia; Ostreida; Ostreidae. Gene Ontology annotation, molecular function: 3'-tRNA processing endoribonuclease activity.